Molecule: messenger RNA, 2624 nt
Organism: Paramuricea clavata
Lineage: Eukaryota; Metazoa; Cnidaria; Anthozoa; Malacalcyonacea; Plexauridae
Source: the annotation of a GenBank genome assembly
AUGAAAACCGGAGUACCCCGAGAAAAACCACCCUUUGAAGCACAGGAGAGCACUAUGCACAUCUAUAGGAAGCACCCAGCCGAGGUAAAUAUCAACUUCGUUCCCAGGAUAUCCAGAUCAUAGUUCAGUGACGUUUAGGUCAUUGGUCAGUAUCCAACGAUGACCUGAAAAAAACCCCUGCAAUCUGAUUGGUUCUCUAAGUUUAUACACAGUUGACCCGUACAGAAUUCUUCUCUAUUUUGGCACAUAUUUUGACUAUUGCAAGUAAAUAAUAAUGAGAACUUUUCUAAAUUUUAACACGAGGAAUCAAUAGGUACAUAUACUUUAUACAUUUUCUGCAUAUAUUUUGAGCACAAUUAUUCCCAUGACUCCAGAUGUAAAUUAUCAAUUAUGCAUCAUUAUGAAGGCAUAUUUUGCCUGAAAGGAUCUGUUAUAUUAUGUUCUAAUAUAACACACAAUCAAUGUUUUCUCAUAGUUUAAAAUAAAGAAAUAACAGUUACUUCCGACAAAUUAAUCGCGGAAAAAUCUUGCCAUAAACCUUGCCGAAAAUUUCUUUCACUCUUGGCGUCUGUUUGCAUCUUUGCGUGAAAAUAUUAAUUUAUGUUUAAUUUAUUCACUUGCAGGAUGAGUAUAUAUGUUGAGGACUUUGAAAAUGUUUAUUCAAGUGCAAUAUUCACGCAAAAACAAUCCGUAAUCUAAUUAGCAUGAGUCUUUGGUCGUUAGCACGAGACUUAUAGUUUAGCGAAUUUGAAAAUUUUUUAAAACUACUUGAGGACGAAAAUAAAGAAAUUAUCAUAACCGGAGAUCUCAAUUGUAACAUUCUUGAGCAGAACAAAAGUUUGCCUACUUCUAAACUAGUUGACCUGAUUGACAUUUGUCAAUUACAGCAACACAUACAGUGUCCCACGAGAAUUACUAGUACAACAGCAUCACUACUGGAUGUUAUCCUCACUUAUUAUGGUGAUGAUAAAAUAUUAGAUACAGGAGUAAUACACCUUGGUAUCAGUGAUCAUAGUCUUGUUUAUCUGUGUCGAAAGCUCAGCAUUCCUAAGGCGCCACCAAAAACUGUCUUUACUAGACAUUAUAAAAAUUAUAAUGUUAACCAGUUUAACAACGAUCUAAGUGAGGUUUUUAGUUUGCCCUUGGAUUCAGCUAUUUUAACUGACCCAAAUGCCUUAUGGAACGAUUUUAAAAAUAAGUUUUUGAGCGUCGCAGAUAAACAUGCACCAAUCAGACAACGUCGUGUCAAGAGUGAAUAUAAACCGUGGCUGACAAAUGAAAUUAAGCAAAUGAGCUAUCGUAGGGAUUACCUUAAAAAGCAAUCGAUUAAAUUAAGAUCUGCGUAUUAUGAUAAGGCUUACAAGAGAUGUAAAAACAAGUUAAAUAAUCUCAUAAAAGAAACUAAACAAGAAUACUUUAGAGAUAAACUAAGCAAUGCUAAAAAUAGCAAAGAAAGUUGGCGAACUAUUAACGAAUUAUUAAACAAAAAGCCUAAAACUUCAGAGGUUAAAGAACUAGAUAUAAAUGGCCAACUUAUUACUGACGAUGAUAAAAUUGCAGAUGCCUUCAAUCAAUAUUUUUCCACAAUUGGCAGUACGUUGUCUGACAAGAUCACAGGUAACUGCACUGAUCCAAUGAACUUUGUGACUCCUCUUGAUGGUAGUAUAUUCAACUUUACAAGCAUUACACUCCAAGAAACAAUAGAUGCACUCAAUGAAAUUAAAACUAAGAAAUCUCCAGGGCUUGAUGGUAUUAGUAUAAGGUUACUAAAAGAUGCAUCUAACAUUGUGGCAGGACCACUAGUGAACAUAUUCAAUGUAUCCCUUCAAAGAGCAAUUUUCCCUAAUGAUUGGAAAUUAGCAAAGGUGACCCCCAUAUUUAAAGAAGGAAAUAAAGCAGACUGUGAAAAUUAUAGGCCAAUAUCUGUUAUUUCAGCUGUAGCUAAACUUUUCGAAAAACUGGUAUACCUGCAGCUAAGUUCAUUCUUGAGGUUGAAUGGCAUUCUUGUGGAACAGCAGUCUGGCUUCCGUCAUCAACAUUCUACUGAAACUGCACUGCUUAGUUCUACAAAUGAAUGGUUGUUCAAUAUGGACAGAGGUUUACUUAGCGGAGUUUUAUUUCUAGACCUUAAAAAAGCUUUUGAUACUGUCGACCAUCAUAUUCUUUUAUCAAAGCUUGAAUUAUAUGGUAUUAAAGGAACUAGCCUGAAAUGGUUCGAAUCAUACGUUUCUGGUCGAAGCCAAAUAUGCUCUGUGAAUAGCAAGAUGUCAGCUGUUAGACAAAUAAAAUGCGGGAUACCUCAGGGCUCUAACCUUGGGCCUAUUUUAUUCCUAUUGUACAUAAAUGAUCUUCCUAACUGUUUAGAGACAACUAAAGCAAAUCUUUUUGCUGAUGACACAAGCCUUUCUUGUGAAGGGUUUAGUCCAUAUGAAAUUGAGAUCAAACUUAAUAAAGACAUUGAAAAUGUUCAUAGGUGGUUGACAGCUAACAAGCUCUCAUUAAAUAUGAAAAAGAGUGAAUUUAUGAUAAUAGGAUCAAGACGUCGCUUAGCUUCAAUUGAAAAUAGCCCAGUACUAACAUUAGGGGGAAACAACAUUAAGCGAGUUUACCAAAAAAGUCACUAG